Klebsormidium nitens is the source of this 3233-nucleotide messenger RNA. Lineage: Eukaryota; Viridiplantae; Streptophyta; Klebsormidiophyceae; Klebsormidiales; Klebsormidiaceae. The record is from the annotation of a GenBank genome assembly.
GAAUGUCUUGUGGUUGCUGAUGCCUUCUUGGUGGCGCCCUAAAUGGCAGAUGUCACAAUUGAUGCCAAGUGAGGGAUUGGUGUGAACAUCAUCGUGCUGGCCGAUGAUGCUAGCACUCAAGCGAUUGCUCUUAACAGCACUGUCUGUAAACCUCGCUGAGCUGAGAAAGAAAACUCGGGUGGUGGUGCGGGCAACAUUAGCCCUUCACCAUUGUACUAAUCUCAGUAUGUCUUACCUAGUAGAAUAUUGAGCCUGUUCCUUUUCUUCAAGCGGACAGCUUGUUUUUCGCAAGAGCUUGGACUCGCAUCAGAAGAAUGGAGGGAGCGGCGUCUAGGGACCAAGAGCAUGAUGUACAAGACAAUGGGCAAGUCUCGCAUCAUAACAUGCCUUCAAGCAUGUCUGCUUCAGAGCAGGGGCUAAGCAAUGUCACACACAAAUCUCCCUCAAAAGUGACCCCACCAAUUGCCACUCCAAGCCCCGGCCCAAACAAGGAAGGACUGGAUACAAGCCCCCCAUCCUCCAGCCAGAUGACUAGCACGUCUCCGUCCAGCGUGGGCCGCUCAAUCACGUCUGCUCUUGCUGCUGCUAUUCCAUCCUUCAAUGGGGGUUUCUUGCGGUCGAGCACACCAUCGAGUGUGGGAAUUGAGGGCGCCCCCGAACGUUCUUCUACAGACCAGGCCCAGCAGAACUCAGGUACCGAGAAAGCAUCCAAGUCGUCCCAGGAGGAGAGUCAUUCAUCUGCGGCUGAGAGGCUCUCGCCGGAAGUGAGGAGCGACGAGGCGUCUGUCACCAAUCCCUCCUCGGCUCUUGCACCUUCAAACCAGCCAAGCUUGCAGACCUCAACAGGGUCUGCAAGCACGUCCUAUCUUCCUUCUCCGGCCUCCAUAAGUUCCUUUUUCUCCUCGGGGUCCAAACCAAAGAGCACCUCUCAAGCGCCCAGUACGCCCCUCCAAACCACAACUCCCCCUCCAACAGAGUCUGCCAACUAUGCCCCUAACCCGACAACUUCCUCAAAAGCCCCAGAGAAGGAGACAAGCACUCCUUCGGUUGAGGCAAGCACGUCGCUUUCAGGCACAACGGGUGGUUCGGAAGCUCCGCUUUUGCGCGAACCGCCUGUUUCCAACGAUAACCCAAGCUCCGCAAAGUCAGUGUCUCCAGCCACUAGUACGCCUCCAGUAUCCUCCCUCACGGCCCUGAUGAACACCGCAGUACCAUAUCUUACGCCUGCUUCAAGAAAGCCGUCCAAACCGGUUGUUUCGCCAGAAGUAGGGCCAGUCGAGAAGCCUGCUGUUCCACCACAACUUGAGGGCGCCCAAGGGACUGAGAGCGGUAAAGACAGGGUGACAUCAGCAAGUGGGGCGUCUCUAGGGAUGAGCACUUCGGCUGCCGACCAAACGCCUAGCGAAGGCCCCACAGUUUCUAAUGUCACUUUCACCUCACUCUCGUCAGGAGUCGACGGCCCGGCAGCUUCCUACCAAAGGGACGAGUCUCCGAACCCCUCUUCAAUAGCAGCUCCACCAGGCUUCUCCGCUCCCCCUAGCUCCUCUUCCCAGGACAAUUCCCUGAACCCCUGCCUGACCUCCCCGCAAGGCCCCCAACCCGUCGUCUCCCCGUCUGAGACCCCCCCGAAUACCUCACACAUUCCUCAGCCCGAAAAAAGCGCCCAGGAGACUCCCCCGAGCACUUCUUCUCAGGAGGCCCAGCCCGCCAAUCCCGCCCGGGAGAUCCCCCCGGGUACUUCCCCCCAGCCCGUCACCUCACCUGCAACGGUUCCUGCGGACCCCUCAGAAGGCCCUCAGCCCGGUGCAGCCGCCCGGGAGAUUCCCACGAGCACUUCCUCUCAGGCACCCCACCCCCCCGCCUCCGCCCAGGGUACUUCCCCGGGCACGUCCUACCUGUCCCUGCCCUCCUUCCUCCCGUCCUGGUCGACAAUCACCGCCCAGUUACCAUCCAUCCCGAGCGCCCCUUUCACCAGCAAAGAACCGGAAGCCACCCCUGGGACAAAGGCGCCCAGAUCGGGGGCUCCUUCGGUUUCCGGCUCGGGCAGGGUAGCAGAUGUUGGUCUAGAAUCAGCUCCUGGCCAACGACCCAAUCCUCCUAUGUCCGGCUCCGUUUCUGAGUCCGGUCCUCCUUCUCAGCCUCCUCAAAACCCCGGAACUUCCGGUUCCGUUCCGUUCAGUAGCGCCAGAACGGAACCCCCCUCAGUUGCAUCUCCGUCCUUCGCUUCGGAGGCACCAAACAAGCAUGCGGCGGAUGUUUCGAAACCAGGGGGUAAGCAGCAAGAGCUUCCCAGGCGUGAGCUCGACCCCCCCGGCGCAGUGGCGGCGGACGAAAUUGCGGCGGGGAUCGCGGGGGUGUUUGGGCCAGUGACGCGAGAGGCGGAUAAGCAAGUGGAGGCGGCGCUGAGGAGUCAGGAGAAGCUGGCACUGAGCAUCGACCGCCUGACGAAAGGCCUGGACAAGCUGCUGGAGGAAUCGCCCCAGCCGCUGGUCGCUCAGCAGGCGGCCCGGCUGGCGCACAUCCGGAAGCGCGUCCAGUCGCUCGCGUCCACGCUCAAGGUCAUCCAGGGCAGGAUCGACAGCAUGAACUGGGCGCUCGACCGCAAAAGUUUGAGGGGCCCGUUUUCGAGAGCCCGGAGCGCCACUGCUCCAAAUAGUCCGCACAGCUACCAGCCGGGCAUUGCACCGUUUCAGCAGAUUCGACAACACGUCGCCAAAAGCAGGGUGGGCAGAGGGGAGGGGGAUCAUCCUCAGCUUCCGACGAGUUGGCGACCAGAGCCCUCGGGGAGUACCGGCAGGGUCGCCCAAGCUGGAAGCAGCCGAGGUGGGGAGAUGGCCGACCUGUCUCGAAUCGCACAAGGAAGGCCGUCGUCGAAGAGUCCAGACAAGGGGCACCGGCGCGCAAUGAGUCACGACGUACGGUUCAGUACAGCCCUGUCGAGCAAAAGAUAGACGCAAGAUUCUUUGAGUUUGGGUCUGCACGAUGGUACUCUGAAGGGAAGAAGAGACCACAGGCUGAUAUGAUCUGAUGCCUGGACGGCGAACAAGCCGGCCGCCAUGCUGUAGGAGCAGUGCAGGAAACGUGCAGAAUUGAACGCAUACCGCAAAUAGGUGCACAUUUUCGUGGCACGGUGGCUGACCCAGCCCCGAAUAGUUGAUCGAACCUGCAUGGCACAAUUGGGAUCAUGCAAAGCGAACUAUAUUAUAACGUUGUGUGCGGUCCGUCAAUCAGGG